Drosophila ananassae is the source of this 8524-nucleotide messenger RNA. It is a transcript of the gene Dpp10, whose product is annotated as inactive dipeptidyl peptidase 10. Lineage: Eukaryota; Metazoa; Arthropoda; Insecta; Diptera; Drosophilidae. Gene Ontology annotation, molecular function: serine-type peptidase activity; dipeptidyl-peptidase activity. The transcript is spliced from 16 exons. The record is from RefSeq and is a predicted model, not a curated record. Bases 1227 to 4085 code for a protein of 952 amino acids. Gene Ontology annotation, biological process: proteolysis.
CUGGCUGCGAAUCUCGGGAAACGUUCAGUUUCAUCUGAGACGUUUGGCGCAGCGGUCGAUAAAAAAAGGGAAAAUUCUGGCCGGUCCAACGCAGUCGAAAGUACGAAUUGGAAACCUGAACGCGAAGUUCAUAAUAUUUUAAAUGCAAAUCUUGAAUCAAAAAUUUAAUUAAAUUUAUUAAAAAACUUAAAUAAAUAGUGGGACUAUUAGAAAGUGAACAGAAACUAGUUUCGAAUGCAGUGCUUGUUGGACUAACAUCCUGAAAGUGUCCUGCGGUGCGAAAGUCUUGCAUUUGCCGUCGCUAAUUGUGAGCCACGAACUGCAACUGACAGGCGGCAAUCAUAAAGAAAAGGAAUCGGAAUCGAAAAGGAAAAACUUUUGCUCCAGCUGCCCCUGCGGCCAUUCAGCCACUCGCUUCGGAGGCACUUCAUUGAAAUCCCGGAAAAUUGUCCGACUGCCAAGCCUCAAGCUGGGCGAUUACCGCAAAAUGACACGUGUCAGGCGCAUUGUGCGCUUGGCCUAAAAGUAUGCUGCAUCAUUAGUGUCUGAAGAGCUACACCAACGACAGCGGCACAGCUACACCAACAAAGACAAAAGCAAAACACUGUAAACCAGCAGGAGCGGCAAAAUUGAAAAUGUAUGCUCAUUAGUCUAGGCGGAAGCAGCCAGCGGGAAAAACUAACAACAAAAGCGCAUUUUACAAGGAGCCCCCUCACCAAUCUCCACCCCCCCAGAAACGACAAGUUCCUAAGUCAAAAGGCAACACCAAUUCACAAUUAGCAACAAGGCAGAAUUACGAGUAGGAGGCGGAACCGGAGCGUGCCUGAUGGUUGGAAGGACAGUUGGCAAGAGUCAAGGACGCGCUUGAAAAAUAAUUUGCAAAAGUAUGAACCAGCAUCAGCCGGCGAAAGGCAGUAACUCCAGCUAUCUCGUGCCCCACAAGAUGCCAGCAUCCUCAGCGAGCUGAUGCGCCUGCCAGCCAGCCACUUGAAUCGGAAAAUAAGACAAAUUUUCGGAGAGCUCGCAAAUUAUCGCUAAGGAAAUUGAUAGAUUCGAUUAGCAAUCUAAAAAGCAUAGCAUAACAGCUACCGAAAGAAGAGCUGGGCGUCGUCGUCGUAGUCGUCGUCAGAGACAACAGCCGGCGGCUUCUUUAAUUUGUCAACCAUCCCAGUCAGCCCCUCGGACUUCCGCCAAAUCCAUCGCUUUAAGCCAACAAACAUCAAGUCAUGCCUGAGCAGGAUAAUUACGAUGAUGAGUUGGUCUCCAGCAAUCCGAACCAACGGAACUGGCGUGGGAUCCUCAUCGCCCUCCUGGUCAUAAUCAUUGUCCUGGCCCUGAUUGUAACAUCGGUGGUGCUGCUCACGCCCCCCGAUGAAGGACCUCGCGUCAAGGGGCAGCGCAUCAAGCUGCAGGACAUCGUCGAUGGCCUCUUUUUGCCGCAACACGCCAACGGCAGCUGGAUCGAUGGCGAGGAGUUUUUGUACCAGGACCAUUUGGGUCGCAUCUGUCUGCUGAAUGCAGCCAAUCGCUCGGAACGUGUCCUCAUGUCCAACGUGACAUUUAAAACCCUGGCCCCCUUCACUUUCACCAUAUCGGCGGACAAGCGCUAUCUGCUCCUGGCCCAAAACGUUGUGAAAUUGUUCCGGCACUCGUACCUGGCCCAGUACACGCUCUACGACAUUCAGACCAGCGAGAGCAUCAAGCUGCGCCACAGUGGCCACCAGGAGGAGUGGCCCUAUCUGCACUACGCCCGUUUCACGCCCUCCGGGAAUGCCCUGGUCUGGGUGCAGAGCUACGAUAUCUACUACAGGCAGGAGGUUCGCAGUCCCGUGGUGCAUCGGAUUACCCAUGAUGCGGUGCCCGGAGUGGUGUACAAUGGCAUUCCAGAUUGGUUGUACGAAGAGGAAAUCCUUCAUGCAAAUAAUGCGAUUUGGAUGUCCGACAAUGGCCAACUGAUGCUGUAUGCCACCUUCAAUGAUACGCACGUGCAGGAGCAGCACUUCGCCUGGUAUGGAACGACGGGACCGUCAGGAGGAGCGGCUGCAGCUGCAGCAGCAGCGGGUCUCGGUGGCGGCGGUCAUGGAGGCGGAGCAGGGUCGUCAGGAGGCGGAGGUUCAUCGGCCGGAAGUAAUCCGCACGCCAACCUGUACCCGGAAAUCAGAUCCUUACGCUAUCCCAAGCCAGGCACACAGAACCCCACGGUUACCCUGCGCGUAGCUGACUUGAAGGAUCCCCAGAAAGUUCACAUCACUGACCUGCGGCCACCGCAAAUUCUGGCUCAUGAAGACCACUACUUUAGCAGCGCCAGUUGGGUGAGCCACUCCAAGAUAGCCGUAGUUUGGCUGAACCGACCGCAAAACAUCUCCGUGGUCAGUGUCUGCAAAGCCCCCACCUUCGAGUGCAUUGAGACCCACCGAGUGAGCGGCGAUGGACGCGGGUGGGUGGACACUGUGGCAGUGCCGCUUUUCUCUUCCAACGCCAGUGUGUAUGUGGCCAUCUCACCGCUGCGCGACGGUCUGUUUGGCUAUUUCCGGCACAUCGUACACGUGGACAUUGACAAGAAUCGGGUCCUGCCCCUCACCCACGGGCCCUACGAGGUGAAUCGAUUGCUGCACUGGGAUCAGCUGGAUAAUUGGAUCUACUUCCUUGGCACUCCUGAGCGUCUUCCCUCGCAACAGCACUUGUAUCGCGUAUCCGCCCUGCCAGCCCGCCAAGGCCAGGCUCUGCACAGCCCCGACUGCCUGACCUGUCCGCCGGUAACGCAACGGGCCGAUGGCGUCGAGGAGGGCCACACCAAGUCACCACCGAAACUGGUCACCGCCUGGGACGACGACUGGGAGGACUCUGAGGAGGAAGAGGUCCAGCAGGCUCCGCCUGCGUUGCCAGUGGAACAGCAACGGCCCGGAGGCAGGGGUCAGAGUGCACCGCUACCACCACCGCCCAGUGACUGUCUGUACCAUGAGGCGCAGUUCCCACACUCCCUGCAGGCGCGCUAUGUCCUCAUCGAUUGCCUGGGCCCCGUCGUGCCCACCUCUAUCUUAUAUGGCCUGAAAUCCACAGGUCCUGCCGGAGGACCCAAAGCGAAGAGGCAGAGCACCCAACAGGAGGAACCACCGACGGAGGGAAGCGGGGAGAAGCCGGCUAGCGAAGAGUCCCCCAAGUCUCAGUUUCUGGAGCUCCUAGUCACCGUUCAAAACAACACACGGCUUAAGGAGAAAAUGGCCAAGACAGCCAUGCCGCAGGUGAAGACCUUCCCGGUCAUGAUCUCCGGAGGAUAUCACGCCCAAGUCCGCCUGUUUCUGCCGCCGGUCCUGCGCGAGGAUGAGAUCACCCGGUAUCCCACCAUUUUGCAUGUGUACUCCGGCCCCGGCAGCCAGCUGGUCACCGACCGCUGGCACGUGGAUUGGAAUACCUACCUGGCCGGCAGCAAGGACUACAUUGUGGUCGAGAUCGAUGGUCGUGGCUCUUCGGGUCAGGGCUACCAGCUGCUCCACGAGGUCUACAAGCGGCUGGGCAGCGUGGAGGUCUCCGACCAGCUGGAGGUCAGUGAGUACCUCCGGGAUAACCUCCACUUCAUCGAUGCUCGACGUAUGGGUGUCUGGGGCUGGAGUUAUGGCGGCUACACGGCUGCCCUGGCCCUGGCCGGACAGCAGUCCAUCUUCCAGUGCGGAAUCAGUGUCUCCCCGGUCACCAACUGGAAGUUAUAUGACUCUACUUACGCCGAAAGGUAUCUCAGUUUCCCCAACGUGACGGACAACUACAAGGGCUACGAGGAGAGCGACCUCUCCAAGUACGUGGACAACCUGAGGGAGCGCCAGUUCCUUCUGGUUCAUGGCACCGCCGACGACAAUGUCCAUGUCCAGCAGUCCAUGGUUUUGGCCAGAUCUCUGACCAGCAAGGGAGUGCUCUACAAACAGCAGAUAUAUCCCGACGAAGGUCACAGUCUGUCGGGGGUCAAGCGACAUCUGUACCGCUCGAUGACCGCCUUCUUCGAGGAUUGUUUCAAGAAACUGAUCGAUCAGCAACAACAAAAUCAAUCAGAUUCCAUGGAUUUCCUGGACUUUCAUAGUUUCUAUGGCCGUUAAGCUUGAUAAUCCAUAAUCCCACAUCCUAGCCGAUACUAGGUGCCGCCGGAGUCGAAAGCUGGCCUGGGAAAUGGCGGCGAUAUGCAACAGCAAUAAACAUAAAUUAGGGAAUCAGCAGCACCGACAGAGGAAGCAAAAAAAAAAAUAAACAUAAUUCUGAUAACAAAAGUAUGGAACAUAACAAAACUUCAACCGGAACGUGCGAACGUAAUGUUUUUUGUAAAUUGCAUUAAAUGUGAUUUAUCAUUGACACACCAACACAAACAAACACACACACACAUACAGCCACAAAACACAGACACAGAGCCAGUUAAAUGGCAGGACAACAACAAAAUAAGAGAAACCGAAACAGAAGCAAGAGCAACUAAGUUAAAUGGCAUUUUGUGUAAAAUUAAUAAGCAAAACAGCAGCAGCACCAGGAGCAGCAGCGAAAUUGAAAGCGAAACCGAAACGAAAUGAAAACGAAAUGCCAAGUAAGUGUGCACAAAGAGAAGCAUAAACAAAUAACUGUAUAUGUAUGCGGACAAAGCGAACAAAAUCAACAUGGUUGUGAAAACAUAACUCACACACACACACCCACAGCACAGAACAGAGCCACACACAAACACGAACAAGAGAGCGGGUGCGAGAGAGUACGCAGAAAGGUAGGCAAUAAAAAUUUACACAUGCGGCUUUUCUCCUGUGACAGGUGUGACAUUUCAAUGCCCUUACAAAGGGUAUUCCCAGGUCCAGCAAUCCUUUGGGCAGCAAUUAUCUAUUACUUUGAUUAAGAUUUAAAGUUAAAAAAUAAUUUUUAGUAAAUCAUUUUUAUAUUAAAUAGUGAAAUCUAUCAAAAAGCAAUGUUGUAUAUUUAUUUUGAAAACCAUAAGAAGAGAAUAUGACUCUUCGCCUUAAAAAAAUUUUAAUAACCUUAAGUCGUACUUGUUUCAUUUCCUUGUAAUUUAUGCAUUUUUUGCAUAAACUUCCAAUAGAACGCAAACAGAAAUAAAAUUGAAAAACAAAUUUAUUGAAAACGGUAGAAGCAAGGCAGCAUCUGAGGUUGAGCUACCAGUGUUUGCACGGAAAUGGCCAAGCAUAAAUCAAAUCUGACAACAUUCUAAAUGACAUUUUCGGAUAGUCGAAUGUUUUUAUAUCAUUUGCCCAGGGAAAGUUUUCGAAAAUGUAUAAUGGCUCAUAUGGGACGGAAAGCGGCCCAUAAAUUGCCACUGAAUUUAUGGACUCUCCUCUGAUAAUAAAGAGUCCUGGCCAGGAUUCGAAAAACUGUUGACAGAACCAAUGAUUGAAGUGACAAUUUGUGUACUGUACUUGCUUCGGACAUUAAAUAUUCAUUCAAUUUUAUUUCAAUUCGUCUCUUGUUUGGAUAGAUUAAAUUACGCUUUUAAUUUCGUUUUCGUUACUCGUAAAUUUGAUCAUAAAGUUUACUGCCAAAAAAAAAGAACAAAAACAAGAAAAAAAGAAAAAUAAACUGGAUAAUGUCCGAGAGAUGAGCCUGGCAGGGCAAGAAAUUCGUUUUGCAGUAAAGUUUAAUUAAAUCAAACGAAAUAAAAACGCAGCAAUAAAUAAACCAUAAAUAAUUGAAAUGAAACGAAACGAAUACUUUCGAAUAAAAACUGAAAUAAUUGCAUUUUCAGUAAAGCAAAUGAAUAUGAAAAAAAUACACACAAAUGGCCAAAGUUAAAUUAAAUUAAACAUCGGAAUAUCGGAGUAUAAACUAUGAAAAUUAACUCCACAGAACUUAUUAAGAAAAUAAACCAAUUAAAUAGCUUAAAUGCAUGUAAGUAGCGCAAUAAUAUUUAAAAUAUUUAAUUAUUAAAAUAAUGACUUUGUGUUGAUUCAUACUUUUUUUUUGCCGAACUUCGCACCGAAGACGAAACAAAGUACAUUUCUAAACAAGAGUAGUGGCAGUAGUGUAAUCCAAUUCCCAAAACAAAAUACGAGUAUAUACUUAGUUACUUAAGUCAAGGUGAAUUAAAGAGAUCAAGUGAAAUGAGAAAAAGGUCAAAAAUAGCUGCGAUACACGUUAAAAGUAAAUUUAAAAUGAAAAAAGGACACAACUAAGCUCGAAAUAAAUGCCAACUGCGACUGAGACAGUGGCAGGUGGAACAGAAAAUGAAAGUACGACUCUGCAGCUCAAAUGACACCGCAUCGCACUAUCCUCAGUAGUCUCAAUUAGUAGUCUCCCCCUUGGUCCACCCUUCCGCCCAUAAUAGAGCAAUAUGCAAAAAAGGAUUAGCUUUAAUUAGAUAUUUGGCACACGGUACACUUUUCAGAGCGCGCCAGUUAAUUAGCAACCGUGGUUGCGGCUCUUAAUUAUGACGGUUGGCCAGGAUAGGUUUCCCAGGAGAUGCGGCUCGGCACAGCCGGAACACAUACAGUAUUCCAUAUCUAAUAUAGAGUUGGUUUGGAGGACACUAUGAGCCCAAAACUGGCAAUAGACUCGAAGCCAAAAGGCUAUAAACUCAUCCAUUAAAUCAGUUCAAGUUGUGAGCAAACAACACUUUAGCAAUUUGCGCUACAUAUUUUUGCAAAAAUAUACAAGUGCAUAAAAAUACCAGCAGUAGCAAUCCUCAUGGUUUAGAGUUUUUGCCCCCCAACUUUCAGGGCAAUUUUAAUAAUAAAGCCGCGUUGGUCGCAAAAUAGGCUCCGCAAAAACAUAAACCCUCCGUACUUACAAGCCUACCAUUCCAUACCAUACCGUACCAUAGCGACCCACAACCCACUCAGGUAGGCAGUGAUGUGUGCUGGUGUUGGAAAAUUGCAAGCCAACAUAAAUUUAUGUCUGCCUGACACUUUUAUGUGCGACGCUGGCGGUUUUAGCUUUUUACGUCCUUUCGGUCGCGUUUUUAGACGUUACAGUGAAAGAAAUAAAUUCUACUAUUUACUAAAGAGAAAAUAAUCAAAAUGUAGCUUUAAAAUAGGGUUUGAGUUUUAAAGUUAAUGUUUCAACAGUGCAUACUUUUUUUUAAUUUUUUUCAUAGACCUGUUUUAAAGUUUAGAAUCGUUUUAAAGUGUAGUCAAAAUCAUGCCAAUGUUUGGCUUAGCCUGUCCACAAUUAACUGGCGAAUGCGAGCACACAGGUGAGCAGAGUUUCACCUGGACAUCGUGUGUGUGUUUGUGUGUGUGUGUAUUCGUGUAAAGGCGCUUAUUUUUAGCCUGAAAGGUCGUCACAGCUGUGCUGCCUGUAAAAGGACAGCUGCUGCUCUGAGUCCAACACCCACACACCCACGCAGGAUAAAGGAUAAAGGUGUUUGCUUUAAAUGGGCCUAGGUCGAACGUCCUCCCCAGUUCCUUUUCCUCCACUGAGAUGAAGCCAUAAGUGCGAUGCUGUGUCAGAGAGUCCAAAAGUGUGUUAUGGAUAUUUAUGAAAACAAAUAUAAAUAAAACGAUACCAAGAAACCAAAAUUAUUUAAACGCUUUCUAUGUAGUGUACUAAGGACCAAUUACCAAAGAGACAUGCGGAAAUAAUUAAUGAAUAUACCAUUAAAGUAGCAGUAGAGUAUUACAAAAUUUGCAAUAUAUACAUAGAACCACAUACGGCAUAAUAAAUAUUGACUCAAAUACCAUUUAGUAAUUAUACAACCAAAUAUAUAUACACCUUACAGCGUAUACAAGAAAAUCGAGAAAAACUUAAUAAAUACAAUUAGUUUGUUUAGUGGAUCAAGUGUUUGCAUUAUUCGAGUUACAACCUUUGAAAAAACCAAUCCGAAAACCAAAAAAUAUAUAUAUAUAUUUAAUGAAUUAACUCUGUACUGUUAAAAUACUAUUAGCUCAAAAUAAAGCUCGUCGUCUGGGACGAGUGGCUCUGUAUAAAAUGAAAUGGUAAACUGUAAUAUACACCUACGAAUAAAUACUUAACUAACUAACUAACUAAGUUUUAAUACUUAAAACUUAACUUUGAUAUAUGAUAAAUAUAUUUUAUAAAAAACUUUUACUCUUAAACAAUAAACAAUUUUAAUACUCUGUCUUCAGCCUUACCGUAAACGAAAUAAAUGAAACUAAAAAAAAGUGAAAUAACUCCUUAAGUAGAGCUCCAAAAGCGCAUGUGCAAUGAAAUCUAGCCUAACCAAUGUAAGCCUAAAACCAACGAAAUCUAUUGCAAGUUGUUAGUUAUGUUUAUCUAUGUAAAUAAGCUUUAAACUGGUUAUCUUAAUAUUUCUUCAAUAUUUUGAUUUCUUCAACCAAUUUCGUUAGAGAGCGUUUGAGUAUUUGAGUCGUUGAAACCAAAACCAACCGAUAACGAAAACAAAAACCUUUGUGAUCCAACAAGUUUCUUCUCUUCCAUGAAGCAAAAACCAAAUGUUACCAAUAUUUAAAAUAAUUAUGUAAUUACAUUAACUUAAUUAGCUGAGACGUUCAAUGAUUUCGACAGGCAUUUAGUAAAGGAAAUAUAUGAACAAUGAAGAUACCUAAAAUAAAUGAAAGUAUGAAAGCCAAAAAAA